Molecule: messenger RNA, 456 nt
Organism: Lathyrus sativus (Indian pea)
Lineage: Eukaryota; Viridiplantae; Streptophyta; Magnoliopsida; Fabales; Fabaceae
Source: the annotation of a GenBank genome assembly
AUGGCAAAUCUCACUCUACCCUUCAAAUGCUUCAUCUUCUUCUCCUUCCUCCUCAUGAUCUCUCAAACACCUUCAUCAUCAUCAUCAUUAUCAUCUUCUUCUUCUUCACAAUAUUCCUCUAAUAACAACCAUGAGAUUCAACCUCAAAACCCUACUUCAACCAUCCCUCAAAUAUCUCACUACCAUCAAGUGUUCUACCUCAAGAACACCAACCCUAACGCCGACCCUCCGAGACGACAAGAAAGAAUCAAGAGGAGGAGGAUGAACAGAAACAAGAACAAGAAGCAUAGGAAACACAGGAAGAAGAUAGUCAAGAACAUGAUGAAGUCACCACCAAGAGCUUUCUCUGUGAUGCUUCCAAAGGGUUUUGUUCCUCCUUCCGGUUCUUCGCCGUGUCACAACGAUCAACCUAACUCCAUGUCAUUCCACUGCCAUCUCUCUUCAUCAGAACCUUGA